Molecule: messenger RNA, 2299 nt
Organism: Acipenser ruthenus (sterlet)
Lineage: Eukaryota; Metazoa; Chordata; Actinopteri; Acipenseriformes; Acipenseridae
Product: lipid scramblase CLPTM1L-like
Exons: 17
Coding region: 335-1948 (537 amino acids)
Cellular component (GO): membrane; endomembrane system
Source: RefSeq, a predicted model, not a curated record
AAAUUGAUCUAUUACUUCCCGUGAAUCACAUCCACCAGGAAGUGCAGAAGAACAGUGACAGCUCGUGAAAACAGCCAGGACUGUGUUAACCUCCAGCUUAUCCAAACCCACAGAGUUUAACCGAGAAAUGUAAUUCUGUAUUAAAAUCGGGAUGUGAGGACUAUCUGUAGCACAAUGAUACCGAUUAGCUUUUGUUGUAUUUCGUGUUGUGUUCAUUUUUUUAUUUUUUGUCUUGAACGUGCACCCUCCAUAUAAUUUUGUUUUAAGUUCCGCAUUGAGACAAGAAGAUAUAUGCAUGUUUAAUUGAAGUGUACGCUCUCAAAAAACAAACGGUAUGUUUCAGAAGACCUCUUUUACCACCCUAAUAAUCGGGGUGUUUGUAGUUUAUGUGCUACACACUUGCUGGGUCAUGUAUGGAAUCGUUUACACCAAACCUUGUGAUGAAAGCAGCGGUGUACACUGUGUUACACCCUACCUUGCUAAGAAGCCCAGGCUUCAGCUCAGCAUUUACACAUCCUUGAAGGCUACAGGCGAUGGAAAUCCAAACCUAAUUUUGAACAUUGAAGACUUUGAUAUACAUUCCAAGUUUGAGAGGAAAGUAAAUGUUUCCAUACCAAAGAAGACCAGAAACAAUGGGACCUUGUACACAUAUGUGUUUGUCCACCAGGCUGGUGUCUCUCCGUGGCACGACAACAAGGAAGUACACCUUGUCGCCCAGUUGACCUCGUACAUGGUGCUCAAACCUCAGGAAGUCAACCUUAUCAGCGGAGAGGAUCCCACACAGCAGUCAGAACCACACAGAAAGACCACCAAUGUCCCCGACAAACCAGUUGCUCACUGGAGGUCGCGUCUCACUUUUAACAUCAUGGCUGAUGACUUCUCUUUUGAUGGAGAAUCUCUUCCGGGUGAUGUGCACCGCUACAUGAAGAUACUGCAAUAUGGAAAAAAAGUGCAAUAUCUGCCCAUACUGUUUGUCGACCUCCUGAGCAAUCGAGUGAAGGAUCUGAUGGUGAUAAACAGUUCUACAACAGAAUUACCUCUCACAGUUUCCUAUGAUACAAUUUCACUGGGAAAACUCAGAUUCUGGAUUCACAUGCAAGAUGCUGUCUAUUCAUUGCAACAGUUUGGUUUCACAGAAAAGGAUGCAGAUGAAAUUAAAGGGAUCUUCGUAGACACUAACCUCUACUUCUUGGCUCUGACAUUCUUUGUGGCAGCUUUUCAUCUACUAUUUGAUUUCCUUGCCUUCAAAAAUGAUAUCAGCUUCUGGAAGAAAAAAAAGAGCAUGGUUGGCAUGUCCAGCAAAGCAGUGCUUUGGAGAUGUUUCAGUACCAUUGUCAUCUUCCUCUACCUGUUGGAUGAACAGACAAGUAUGCUGAUUCUCAUACCAGCAGGGGUCGGUUCAAUCAUAGAGGUCUGGAAAGUGAAGAAGGCUUUUAAGAUGCAAAUUCACUGGCAUGGCUUGAAACCGACAUUCAAGUUUGGAACAUCUGAUGAAUCUGAGAGAAGAACUGAGGCAUAUGACACCCAGGCAAUGAAAUAUUUAUCAUAUUUGCUCUAUCCUUUGUGUAUUGGAGGAGCAGGGUACUCGCUUGUGUAUGUAAAAUACAAAAGCUGGUACUCUUGGCUAAUCAACAGUCUUGUAAACGGGGUUUAUGCUUUUGGAUUCCUCUUCAUGUUACCGCAGCUCUUUGUUAAUUAUAAGUUCAAAUCUGUUGCCCAUUUGCCAUGGAAGGCAUUCAUGUACAAGGCAUUCAACACCUUCAUUGAUGAUGUCUUUGCCUUUAUUAUUACCAUGCCAACAUCACACAGGCUUGCCUGCUUCAGAGACGACGUGGUGUUUCUUGGUUACCUUUAUCAAAGAUGGCUUUACCCUGUGGAUAAAAGUCGAGUGAACGAAUAUGGACAGUCAUACGAUGAGAAGCCUAAAGGAAAACCCCACAAAGACUAAAGAAUUUGGUCUGAGGUUCUAGAUACACCAAUCUGUUGCUGGAGUGGAACCUUCUGGCUUCCACAGUUCAGAAGUGUAUUCAGAGGUAGAAUAUGUUUCUAAAACAAUGUAUCAAGCAGAUCCUGCAGCACAUCAAAGUACCUAUUCAGUUCCUGUAUGCUUCUAUUUGGCACUGGCAGGAGGUAUGAGGCUGCCCUGCUUGGUUGAGGGUUUAGUGGUUAGACAAUAAGAAUUUGCUUUGUGGGUCAAUAUUGACUCGGGAGAUCCCAUUGUUAGCCUACAGAGUCUACAGCUAUGGCCAAAAGUUUUGCAUCACCUAGAAUUUUAGGAUUGAGACAUAAUUAAAACAAA